Messenger RNA from Trichosurus vulpecula (common brushtail), 1428 nucleotides. RefSeq lists its product as uncharacterized. The record is from RefSeq and is a predicted model, not a curated record. Lineage: Eukaryota; Metazoa; Chordata; Mammalia; Diprotodontia; Phalangeridae. The coding region runs from base 1 to 1428 and encodes 475 amino acids. The transcript is spliced from 13 exons.
AUGACAAGCAGAGAUGAGCAGGCUGGGACUGCAAUAGCAACAGUGGUUGUGGAAGUAGCUUCUUUGCCAGAGGCAGGUCAUGACACCUUCAGCUCCAGAUUCCUUCUAGGUGGUCCUAAGAUGCCCCUGCUACAUUCAGGAGGCCCUGAGGAAGCGGAACAAGAGUUUCUGGAGAAGGUUCGGGCUGUGUUGGGCUCAGUAUCCAGAGGUUAUAGUGUGUCUGUGCUGAUUAGGGGCAGAGAAGCCAAACAACUGGAUCUGGUCCCCCAGCUGCUGGCAAUGCUGUUUGAGGAGAUUCAACCCCCAGAUGCUUCUGAGCCUUCCCUCCGGACCCUAAGUCUAGUACAGCUCAGUUCUAGUGGGAGGGGUCGAGACUUACUAUUACCUGGAGCUAGUGACCUGACUUUGCUGGACGUGUGCCCGCUGGGUCUGGUAGUGGAAGGAGUUAGUGAAGCAGAGAUCCUUGAUUCCAAGUCUGGCUGCCAGCUUUACCUCAAGGCAAUGGAAGGCUUGGACAGGGAUUGCCCCUUAUUGCUGGCACUGGCAGGGAAGGCUUCUAAGGCCCAUAUGGGCUCCUUGCCUUGGAUUGUGACUCGGUUACUCUUCGGGAAUAGUUACAGUAGCCUGCUGCUCCACUUGGAUCCCCAAGCUACCCCAUUGAGCCUGCUCCUGGCCUCACUAUCAGGGCCCGAAGGAGCUCGGGACCCAGCCCAGUUGAAACAGGUUUCUCCUACACUGUGGGAUGCUUCAGAGGAAAUCCAGGCCCGGCGUGCAGCUAUUCAGGACCUGCGCUCUGGGCUCUCUGGAAUUGUUCUACAGGAGACCCAGCUUACCCAGCUCAGCCUGGUACUCAGGGAAUUGAAGGUACUGAAAAACCAAAGCCGGUAUUGGGAGAGUAGGCUGCUCAAGGAAGCUGAAGCCUCUGCACCUAGAUGUCAGAAGCUGCAGGCCCCUGAUGUGGCACUGCAGUUUAAGUUAGCACAGGCCAAUAGGCAGCUGCUCCAAGAACAUCACCGAUCCCAGAUCCAAGAGGAGCUGAGCUGCUUGGGACAGGACGAGGAAAUAGCAGGAGACCAGGUUAGUCCCAGAUAUUUGGGGAAAGAGAAUCAAAGGCAGGAUCAUGCAGCACUGGUCCUACAGCUGGAGACCAUGAAAGUGGAGCGGGAUGCAGCUGAACGGGACCUAGAGGCCCUGUAUGAGCUGCAUGUGCAAGGAGCCCGGGCCCAGACCUGCCACAUGCUGCAGGUGUUCCGGGCUUGUCGGAGGCUGUGGAAGGAGCAGGCUGAUGCCAGGGAGUUCCAUCACCGAAUCCUGCUGGCUAGAGUCUUAGAGGAUGCUGUCUCUCUGGCCACACAGACCCAACAACUCCAAGUCCAGAACAAGCAACUUCAGCAGGGUGAGGACUAUGAGGAGGAACAGUGUAGGUAG